Messenger RNA from Drosophila albomicans, 1518 nucleotides. It is a transcript of the gene PGRP-LA, whose product is annotated as peptidoglycan-recognition protein LA. The record is from RefSeq and is a predicted model, not a curated record. Gene Ontology annotation, molecular function: zinc ion binding; N-acetylmuramoyl-L-alanine amidase activity. Gene Ontology annotation, biological process: peptidoglycan catabolic process. Lineage: Eukaryota; Metazoa; Arthropoda; Insecta; Diptera; Drosophilidae.
UUCAGUCGUUUCAGUGACGGGUUCAGGUGCGGCAGUUGCUUGUUGAAGAGUCUCUCGACUCGUCUCGUCGAGAAUAUAGUUUUUGCUUAUAGUAUUUGCAACCGUUGCAACCACAGCCAAAGUUCAUUCAAUUAUCCAAAGCGUACGCAUUUAAAAAUAUGCAUGACUCAAGCAAAAUUAUCGAUAAUUAGUGUGAAUUAUUUAUUUCACAUGCGUAAGCUGCGAAUUACUAACCAUCAGGGAAAUACACAACAGAAAAAGUAAAAGUGUGAAUGUGUAGAAGUAAUCACGAGUGUGUGUGAGUGAGUGACGAUAAGCAUUUUGUGUGUGUGUUUUUUUUCUGUUUUGUGACAAUUAUACUCUGUGCAAAGCACUGUUAUACAAGCAACACACAAAACACGUCGCCUCGUCUAUCGAGUCAUGAAGCUGCUGCUGAAAGUACAUGGCGAGCGCACAGCGCGCAAUCGCCGCACGCCCGAACGCAACUACUCAGCAUCGCCAUCUUCGAGAAUCAACAGCAGCAACACACCCAGUGGCAGUAGCAGUAACAGCAGCAGCAGCAAUCACAACAGCAACAACCACGACAACGACAACGACAACAAACGCAAAUCAAAGCGACUGACACGAAGUUUGCUGCUCAGUUUACUCGUCCUUUUGGUGCUGAUCACCGCCAUCGUGAUUGUGUAUGUGGAACUGAACAGGACACACUUUAGUGCGCUGGGCAACAAUAAAUCCAUUUACUUUGGCAAUACGUAUGAGGAUGGCACGUUUCCAAAUCUAGGAAACGGUCAUCUGGUCAUCGAGCGUGUGCAAUGGGGCGCCUCGGAGCAUGCCCAGCUGCUGACAGUCCCGCUGACAAGUCCCAUUCCCUAUGUGCUCAUCACCCACAUCGGUGUGCAAUCGACGCCGUGCACCAAUCUCUACAGAUGCUCCAUCAAAAUGCGUACGAUACAGGAUUCGGCCAUAGCCGAAAAGAAUCUGCCAGACAUACAGUCCAAUUUUUAUGUUUCCGAUGAGGGCAACAUUUAUGUGGGACGCGGCUGGGACUGGGCCAACACGUAUGCGAAUCACACACUCGCGAUUACCUUUAUGGGCGACUAUGGCCGCUAUACGCCGACGGCCAAACAGCUCGAGGGCGUUGGAUAUCUUCUUGCCCAUGCGGUGGCCAAUCGCAAAUUGGAUUUCAACUACAAGCUGGUCGCUCAAAAUCAGACAAAAACCUCAAAGAGUCCGGGCGUCAAUGUGUAUCGUGAGAUAAUGCGUUGGAGUCAUUUUUAUCCGUGCAACAUGAUGCAGGCGCCGAAAUGUGGCAGCGAGCUGGGCAUGACAGCCGAGUCCUGGAACGGUGCCCAAUAAGAGCAGACUUCAAAAGAUGUGAUGAGACAACACUUGCAGGCAAAACACAGACAGAAACAGACUUAAAGCCAAGCUUUAGCAUUAAGACGAUAAACAAUAAAAGAUUUGUGCAAAAGAGAGAAAAAAGUAAACCAAAUAAAUAAACAAUUUAAAAUGCAAAUA